AGAGAGAGAAAGAGAGAGCGAGAGAGAGGGAUAGUGAGUGAAAGUGAGAUAGUGGGGGCAAACGUGAAUUCCCUCACAGUCAGUUUUCAUCCUAGUUUAAGGAGCAGGCAGCAUUCAGAGAGAAAAAGAGGAAAAGACGAAGAAUCAAAGUCGUGCUCAUACCCACAGCCUCUAUCUGACAAAGAAAAUCCUAUUUUUCUGUGGCUGGUAUUGCACACAGAGGUUAUGGCUGAGGUGGAGCUCAUCUCCACACCCCAUAAUAUUCAAAUCAGUGAGGUGACCUGUGAUUCCUUUCGGAUUGCGUGGGAAAUGGGCCCUGAGGACAUGGCCCGACUGACGCAUUACUUCAUCGACUUAAGUCGUAAAGAGGGCGCAGAGCGCAAUCGCUUUAAACACAGAGAUGUCCCCACCAAGCUUGUGGCAAAGGCAGUGCCUCUGCCAAUGGCUGUGAGAGGCCACUGGUUCCUGAGCCCUCGAACGGUGUACUGUGUGGCUGUGCAGACCGCAAUCAGACAGCCUGAUGGAGACUACCAAGUGUCUGAAUGGAGCCAAGUAGUGGAAUUCUGCACUGGGGAUUACGCCAUGGAUCAUCUCCAGCAGCUGUUAGAUAAAGCUCAGGCCGCUGCUGGGAGACUGCUCAGGUUCUCUGUGUUCUAUCGCAAUCAGCAUCAUCAAUACUUUCAUUAUGUGAGGUCAGAGUGUGGGGGUGCAAUGCUCCCAUCUCUUAAAGACAACAGUGGAAGUCACGGCUCCCCCAUCAAUGCCAAGCUGCGUGGCAUCUUCCUCAGCUGCAACACCGAAUUCGACACAGGCCUCCCUCCUAAGGACUCCCCGUACGGCCCCCUGCGCUUCCAAAUUUCCGCUGAACGUCUCCUCAACCCGAGUUCUAACCUUUACUUUGCUGACUUCUACUGCAUGUACACAGCUUACCAUUAUGUAGUCCUGGUGCUGGCCCCUGCUGGAUCGGAGGGGGAUAGCUUUUGCAAGAGCCGCCUCCCAUUACUGGACCUAAUGGCCAAUCCAUUCCUAACAUACACCCCUGGAGAUGAAACAGUGUUUUAUCAUUCCAGUGAUGUUAUACUGGAGGUGUUGUAUACGGAGCCUUUGCUUUUGGAGCAUGGCACCCUGGCACAGAUCAGCGGCCACCAUCAGCUCAUGAGCCUCUCCACUGCAAAUGCCAAAAAAGACCCAAGCUGUAAGGUGUGUAAUAUAAGUGUGGGGCGUUGAACUGCAAACAAAACCUGGUUUUAGUACUGGAAUUGAAACCAGACAACUGGACCAUGUUUAAUAAUGAGAACCUUGCUGGUGGUCGUCUGAAAAUGGAAUAUGCUGAAACACCACUGACAAUCUCAUUCAAAUCAGAACAAAUAUUCACAUUAUAUAAAAGGCAGUAGUGCAGUACCAUUUACUAUUUUAAAAUGUGUAGAAGGCUUUGCACUAAAACAGAUAAAUAAAUAAGUGGGAACAAUGGUAAUUAUGAGUAAAAUUGUUAUUUGUUAGAUUGAAAAAGGUCAUAGUCCUGAAGGUCUGGCUCCACGCAAAAAUUAACAGAAAGCCAAAUAUGUUUCGAACUGACAAAGUCUAUGGUAUCUCAGAUAACAGCUCUGUACAAUUGUGAUGAGAAGAAUAUAAUCUCAGAAUGCUGUUCUCAGAUGCGGGUUGGCGCUGUUUUGGCGGCACGAGGGGGACCUACACAAUAUUAGGCAGGUGGUUUUUAACGUUGUGGCUGAUUGGUGUCCUUAAAACUUUAUAUACAGUUUCUUAUGCUUAAAACACUGCUUUAAAGUCAAGUAUGAUCUUACUUGAACAAUUUCAGAAGCUUGUGUCACCUCUCUGUCAACACUGUUGACUUGGUCACUGGUCUUUUUUUUUUUUUCUAAAAUAGAUAUGCUACAAACAUCAUUAAAUCUAAAUUAAUUAGAAUGGCCUGUAUAUUAGAAUAGAUGUAUACUACGACAUAUGAUUAUUAUUGUAAAAAAAAAAUGACCCUGUUAAAAGAAGUCAUUAAAGGGUAACUAAACCCCUGCUCAGAGUCUGACUCCACCCACUAGCAAUAUUUGAAAAAUGCUUGAAAAGUGGGCAGACCCCAGCGGGGAUAGAGGUGACG
This is a messenger RNA of Xyrauchen texanus (razorback sucker), 2107 nucleotides long. Its product is annotated as phytanoyl-CoA hydroxylase-interacting protein-like. Lineage: Eukaryota; Metazoa; Chordata; Actinopteri; Cypriniformes; Catostomidae. Gene Ontology annotation, molecular function: protein binding. The transcript has 5 exons. Gene Ontology annotation, cellular component: cytoplasm. The record is from RefSeq and is a predicted model, not a curated record. Bases 226 to 1227 code for a protein of 333 amino acids.